This is a messenger RNA of Naegleria fowleri, 1194 nucleotides long. RefSeq lists its product as uncharacterized. Lineage: Eukaryota; Heterolobosea; Eutetramitea; Acrasida; Naegleriidae. The transcript has 5 exons. The coding region runs from base 1 to 1194 and encodes 397 amino acids. The record is from RefSeq and is a predicted model, not a curated record.
AUGGUUUCACCAUCCAGAACGACGACGAGGACGAGACUCUACGUCAAUUACGAUGGCCAUGUCCAUGAAUCCAUUCUCCCCGAUCCGAAUGAUCAUUUUGUGAAAGUGGUUUGUGAAGGAUCUGUGGCUAUUGGUGCAACAGCCCAAGGUCAUAUCUACAAAUGUUCGGAAACCAAAUGUCCAGAACGCAUUGAAUCGUGUCAAGAAUUCAAGAAGGAUGGAACGAAAAUCAAAUUUUUACUGGCUGGUUAUUAUCAAUUUAUUGUGAUCAAAGAGAGUAAUCGAGUGUAUGCAGGUGGAGAUCAUAGCUAUGUUGGAGGUGUUAUUGGAUUAGAGGAAGGUAGUGGCAUCUAUUUGAGAGUGGUGGACACUUCCAUGAUCAAAGGACACACCAUUACUCAUGCAACAUGUGGAACAUACUCGACUGUCGUAGUUGUUGAUGACACAAAGGUGUAUUUGAAUGGAAAAUUAGGAAAAAGUACGAACCGAUUUGAACUUUUGCAAUUUAACAAACCUGUUUCGAGAAUCUCUGCUGGUUAUGAUCACAUGAUCAUCAUGUGCAAGGAUGGUACUGUCUACGGCAUGGGAACGAAUGGUUAUUCCCAAAUUAUGGAUCAUCGAGAAAAUGAUUCAAUAGUUCAAUUGAAUCCACCAUUUUCACAUGUGUUAGAUUGUAUAGCUAUUCGUUUAAGUCAUAUUACCUGUUGGCUUACUCCAACAGUUGUUCAUGUGUAUGGAUAUUUUGGUGACUUGUAUCGGCAAAUGUUAGGUUUUGGAGCUGUUCGUGUUGAUGAUCAUCAUGUGACAAUCGAUCGUGAAAAACUCGGACAUGACUUUGACAUUUCUGGAGCUUACACAUCAUUGACAUUUUUCGAUAAGAAACAGAGGAAAUUAAUAGGUGGUGGUGGAUCAUCCAACUUAAAACAGUUCUCCAAAUUAGAUUUAAUUGAUCAACUAUUUGCAGAUGCAUUACAAAAACAAAGUCUUUAUGAAAAUUUAGACGAUACGUUGCUAGAAGUGUCUAAUGGGGCUGAUAUCGUUGCUUUAUUAAUUGGAGGUGAUUUGGAGAAAGUUACAAGUUACACCAAACAAAAUUUGCUGAAAAUGUGCAAAAGGUGUAUUGAUGACAUGCCCUCAGGUGAUGACCAUUCAAAUGGUGUAGUUCCAUUUAGUGAUAUUGUCAUUUGUAUUUGA